AUGGGUGUUCAAGGAUUAACAACAGGUGUUAAUAAAACAUGACGAUUUUGCUUAAAGGCAAGGAUAUUUAAGACAAAACUGGUUAUCGAUGGUGAUAGUUUGAUUUAUUUCUUAUAUGAAAACCGGAAUAUCAACCUCAAACAUGGUGGAGAUUAUGAUGUUUAUGAAGACAAAAUUGAAGCAUUCACCAAUGGACUGAUAUCCAACCAUAUGGUGGAUACGAACCAGACAGAAGAAAACAUGACACAUAUGUACGUCGAAGCGACGGAAAGAAUUAAUAAAUAUAAAAAAAUCGCUAAUUCUGAAACCACAUUUGCUUUUAUGCUCUGCCGUAUAACAUUCCUUGCGGUGAUAGGAAAGAUGAAAAUUCCCUUUGUUGUAUGUGAUUUCGAAGCCGAUCACGAUAUUGCCACUCUCAAAAAUAAGUUUAAGUGUCCAGUUUUAUCAAGUGACAGUGAUUUUUAUGUGUACAAUAUAAGACAAGGUCAGACAUGCUAUUCUUAA
This is a messenger RNA of Mytilus californianus (California mussel), 504 nucleotides long. RefSeq names its product protein asteroid homolog 1-like. The record is from RefSeq and is a predicted model, not a curated record. Lineage: Eukaryota; Metazoa; Mollusca; Bivalvia; Mytilida; Mytilidae.